AUAGCCUGUUCCAUGUUUGGGAUUGUUGUGAUGGGAGGCCGCAGCCAUCUUGGACCAGCGCCGCUUCACACCGAGCAGCAGCGCUGGAGGACAGACGACGUUAACGGCUGAGCCAGCGAGCUAACGUUAGCUGCAGGGACAGAUUAACCACAAUCUGGAGCGACUAUGCUUCAUAUAUGCUAUUUUUCUUCGUUAGCUGCCGCUUUGAGUGCAUAAAAAUGAGCGUAAACUGUGUUAAGUGUUUACCGUUAUAAACCCGGAGAGGGCGGCGGCAGUGCAGAUCUUCGGGAUAUAUUUUUAAAAACAUUUCUGAAUAGAGGAGUUACUAUGAAUGGAGGAUAAAUGUUGCCGAAGCUUGACAGCAGCAGUUUCGUCCUCUUCUCUCUUCUCUUCGUCCUCACGCUAACGGACCCACCACGGACAGGUCCACGGCUAGCUCUGGCAAGAUUAUUGUCAGAGCAGCGCUGCAGCCCUGGGCAGUUUGCCUGCCGCAGUGGGAAGAUGCAGUGUAUCCCAAUGUCCUGGCAGUGUGACGGCUGGACAGCAUGUGAGGACAAGAGUGACGAGAUGGACUGUCCCCCUAUUAAGGAGGAGAGGUUUCGUUUUGGCAAUGGAUAUGACCAGGUAGAAGACGUCAUUGGUGUGGCUCAGCCUGUGCGCUUCAACAAGAAAUGCCCCAGUGGGUGGCACCACUACGAGAAGACGGCCAGCUGUUACAAAGUGUAUCUGAGGAACGAGAAUUACUGGCAGGCUGUGGAUACUUGUCAGAAAGUCAACGGCUCAUUGGCUACGUUUGUCACCAACGAGGAGCUGCAGUUCAUACUGAAGAUCGAGGUGGAUUUUGAUGACAAAGUCUGUGAGCGCAGAGACCAGUGCAAGUUUUGGGUGGGCUACCAGUAUGUGAUCACCAAUCAGAACCACUCCCUCGAGGGCCGCUGGGAGGUAGCAUAUAAGGGAUCAAUGCAGGUGUUUCUGCCACCUGAGGGUCUGACCAAUUUUGGGGAGGCAUCUCCCACCCAGGACAACGUCUUCUGUGCCCAGCUGCAGCGCUUUCAGAUCAAAAGCAUGAAUGAACGAGGCCUGCACAGCUGGCACGCGGAGAACUGCUACAAGAAGUUCCCCUUCCUCUGCAAGAGAAGGCAAACGUGCGUGGAUAUAAAAGACAAUGUUGUAAACGAGGGCUACUACUUCACCCCUAAGGGGGACGACCCGUGUCUGAGCUGCACGUGUCAUGACGGUGAGCCUGAGAUGUGUGUAGCUGCGCUGUGUGAGCGUCCGCAGGGCUGCCAGCACUUCCGCAAGGAUCCCAAAGAGUGCUGCAAGUUCACCUGCCUCGACCCAGGAAACAGUCUGUUUGACUCGAUGGCCAGCGGGAUGAGACUGAUCGUCAGCUGCAUCUCGUCCUUUCUCAUCCUCUCUCUGCUGCUCUUCAUGGUGCACAGACUCCGUCAGCGGAGACGUGAACGCAUUGAAACUCUGAUUGGAGGAAACUUGCAUCACUUUAACCUUGGAAGACGAGUACCAGGCUUUGACUACGGCCCGGAUGUCUUUGGCACCGGCCUCACUCCCCUGCAUCUGUCUGAUGAUGGAGAGGGAGGCGCUUUCCAUUUCCAGGAGCCUCCUCCACCGUACGCAGCCUACAAAUACCCCGACAUCCAACACCCUGAUGACCCCCCUCCUCCGUAUGAGGCCUCCAUCAACCCAGACAGCCUCCUCUAUGUGGACCUUGGACACCGAGGGGUUUCCAUGGUGCCGAGCCAGAUGAACGCCAUGGGAGACAGGCUCCAGGCUGAUAUUCCCAACGCCUCUGGUCCAACGCCAGGCUCUGCGCCGUCCUCUCAGGAGAGGGAGGACUCCAUAGAUAGCAGCACCCUCCUGGUGGGGCCCGACACUCCGACAGAUGGCCCCGCCUCCGCCUCCAUGCCCACAGACUGUAUCUCCACCCUCAGCACCGUAGUAUAGGACUGUGGAUGGACGGCAGGGAGCUGUAUCCGGACAUUACCUGCUGGUGGAGGAAGGUCAUGAGUGCGUUCUGUGCAGGGAGACGACGCAGCUUGUCGUUUAUCAAAAUGCUGACUGCAGGCAGGAAAGGUUUACAGGCAUAUCAGAAGCAGCCUGUGUCUUUGAGGUGUUACAGCGAUGCGAGGAUGCCCUCUUUCGGAAGACUCUUCUGCAGUUGGCCUUAGUGUUGUUGUUUUUUUAAGACACUGGCAUCUGAGGGAGCAGAGACAGGACUGUGUCGGUACAGAGAAGAAGAAAAAACACUACAUUUGAGCAAACAUCUCAGAGUUGGCCUGAUUGAUCGAGAAGCCCUGAUGUAAAUACCCUCUCAGGUCUGUGCCGGUCAAAUUUGUUAUACUUGUGUGUCCCAGUCCGACACAAGGUGAAGAAUGACCAAUGGGCAGUGAAGCCAGCUAUAGAUCCUUGUGCGUUUUUGUUUGCAUCAUACUGUCGUUCAAACGGACGUAUCUCAAUUGAGCUGUCAGGCUUAACGAUAAAGUUCUCAUCAGCACCGUCUGUCACGACAUGUCCCAGAUCUCGAUUUCUACUCGCUCAUAAAAAUCUACUGUCCCCUCACUUUAUUAGUCUGAAACAUGAAGCUGUCUUCCAGGUUUAUAGCGCAAAUUUGCAGCAAAAGAUCUUUUGUAAUAAAGAGGUUUAACCUUGCAAGAAGGUACGGUUAGUUUCCUGCUAUAGGGUUUUUAUUAGGUCAUGCUGACAAGGCAUUAUGUAUCAAGGAAUGUUGUGGGUACUGAUAAAUAUCUGAGUUUGGUAUUGUGUUCUUUUUGAUGAUAAUUUGAGUGCAGGCUGUAAUCUUUAUUGUUAUAUUGUGGGAUACACACAGUCUGAACUCCCCGCUGAAGCUUUUCAAGUGCAUGUGUGAAGAUUAGGGAUGAUGUCCCUUCAUUGAAUUUGAGACAAGUCAGUUUAUCUAAAAUAACUGUUCCAAUCAUGAAGUCAUUUAAUAAUGCAGAAGGUCCCAUUGUUGUUACUUUUAUCAUCAACUCUUUGCAGGAUAGUCGUGUUUUUGCUAAUUGAACUAUGUUUAGUGACUCAAAGCUCAACGUUCUUGCACGCUCAUCUCUCGAUUAAAUCAAGUUUUGUUUUUACGUUUAUUUUUUUAAGUUGUCACAUUUUGAAUGCUGACCCCACCCCCACCCCCGUUCCCGAUUUGUUUUGUAUGUGCGAUUCUUCACGCGAUACACCAGUUAUCUCAGUUAGUGGUUGAAGAUGAGGUCACUGACUGUAGCUGCAAGUCGUUUUCUGUUUGGUGUUGAUGGGUCUGUUACUCGCAUUUAAAAAGACGAAGAAGAAAAGUAUAAACUUGUUAGACCCUUGUUAUGAUGACAAUCGUUUGAUUUUCUCAAGGAUGAAUUUUUGCAGAGCCUGAAGAAGUUAGAUCGGUCGACCCACAGCCACCAGCAUUCAAACCACUUUUGAUCUGACUCAAGAAAACCAGCUGUAAAUGUGUGUCUGAAUGUAUAAAACAUCUUUAUUUUGUGCUGAAGCUUAUUUUCCCCAUUUAUAAUUUUAUUUUUUGGCAUAGACAAUCCACAGUGGAUUAUCCAACAAACAAAAUGUCAUGGAGGGGAAAAAAAGUACUGUGUGCAUGUGUGUGUGUGUGUGUGUGUCUAGGAGAUGGUUAAUUUUAUUUUUUCCCCCCAUCAAGUUUGUUUGGUUUUAUUUUUCAACCUGCUUUUUAGUGCAUGUUUUUUUUGUUUGUUUUUUUUCUUUUGGCAUGCUGAGAGAUUAUUCUUUUGAUAUAAACAUUUUUAGCGCAACAGUCGGUCCUGUACAGUAGGCUCGCAUAUAAUUUCACAUCUCCGUAUGAAUCAAAAAACCUGCCCAUGAACCCAACAGCUGCAUUUACACUGUAGUUUCUGUGCUAGACUAUGGUGGCGUGAUAACUAAUUUUACUGGAUUUGAAAUGUUUUAUGUAUAAUACAAAAAAUUCUUCAUUUCAUGUCUUUUAUUUCAUAGCCUUUACAUUUAAAAAAAGAAGCUUAAUUUGCAGGGGGGCGGAGGCUUGUGUUUUUUUGAGGUAGAUGUACAUCUAAUCAAAUGCCAAAUAAAUUGCACCAUGAUGGAA
This is a messenger RNA of Micropterus salmoides (largemouth bass), 4090 nucleotides long. RefSeq names its product DiGeorge syndrome critical region gene 2 (gene dgcr2). Gene Ontology annotation, cellular component: membrane. Gene Ontology annotation, molecular function: protein binding. NCBI's taxonomy places the organism in Eukaryota, Metazoa, Chordata, Actinopteri, Centrarchiformes, Centrarchidae. Bases 343 to 1962 code for a protein of 539 amino acids. The record is from RefSeq and is a predicted model, not a curated record. The transcript is spliced from 11 exons.